UUAAAGCCAGUUUCAAGCGAUUCAAAAUUGUGUGAGUCAGCACAGCGCCAAAACCCUUCUAAAAGACGCCAAGAUUCUUUAACAAGUGAAAAAAUGAUGGAAGAACAGGCUUUAAAAUAUGGAGCUUCCCACGUUAUUCAUUUAUUUGUGCCAGUAUCUUUGUGUAUGGCUGUUGUUAUUUUGACAAUGAUGACUGUUGGGUAUUAUUCAAAGGCAGGGGAAUAUCUUCCAUACACUCCAUUUCAUGGAAAAACAACAGAUGGGGCAGGAGAGAUUUUGCUUCAAUCUUUGGCUAAUGCGGGGAUAUUACUUGUAGUUAUUAUUGUUAUGACUGUAAUUUUGAUUGUAUUAUAUAAAUCUAAAUGUUAUAAGAUUAUUCAUGCUUGGCUAAUGUUAAGUUCCUUGAUGUUGCUCUCCAUGUUUACUUUGUCUUUUAUUGAAGAAUUAUUUCGCAACUACAACAUUCCAAUUGACUAUAUUACUCUUGGAAUAUUUCUUUGGAAUUGGUGUGUUCUUGGCAUGAUUUGUAUUCAUUGGCAAGGACCUUUACUUCUCCAACAGUUUUAUUUGGUUUCUGUGUCUGCAUUAAUGGCUUUAAUGUUUAUUAAACAUUUACCGGAAUGGUCUGUUUGGUCUAUUUUAGCUGUGCUUUCAAUUUGGGAUUUGGUUGCUGUUUUGUGUCCAAAAGGGCCUUUGAGGAUUUUGGUGGAAACGGCACAGAAGAGAGAUGAACCUAUCUUUCCAGCUUUAAUAUAUUCUUGUAAAUUAUUUUUAAUAUCUGUUUGUGACGCUGGUAUUCUCUAUAUGUACACUUUAACGGGAAUGGGACAAGUUAAUAAUGCUGUUGAUUAUGAAAAUGAAGAAGAGGAAGAACAACAAAGAGAAGAAAAUGAACAAGGACAACAAUUACCAAGUACUUCAACUAGCAAUAACAACAAAACUCGUACAAAACGUGAAGGUAGUGCAACAUCUACAGAUGGAUUGUUAGAAAAAGAUGAAAAAAAUGAAUCAAUUAAUAAAAGAGAAGAAAGUAUUGGAGAACAGAGUACAAGUAGAUCAAGAAGUGCUCCAGGUCGUCCAACAUCAUCCUCCAAAAGACAAAAUGUCACAACAUCUGACGAUACAAUUAUCACAAUUAUUGGAAGCAGCAAUGAUGGGGCAGGAACUUCUUCGACCCAACCAACAACUAGUAAAGAAAGUGGUCGUUCUCCUCGACGUUCUCGUUCAGCACAAAAUUUUGGUGGUGGAGAGGAAAAUGAUUUGGUUGAAGAACGUGGAGUUAAGCUUGGUUUGGGUGAUUUUAUUUUCUAUAGCGUUUUGGUAGGAAAGGCUAGUAGUUAUGGUGAUUGGAAUGUUACAAUUGCUUGUUAUGUCUCGAUUCUUGUGGGCCUUGCUUUUACAUUAAUGCUCCUUGCAUUGUUUCGUAAAGCUUUGCCAGCCUUGCCAAUUUCUAUUUUUGCUGGAAUAACUUUCUUUUUUGGGACGCGAUGGCUUAUUACUCCAUUAAUGAAAGAAAUUGCUUUACGACAAUUAAUACUUUAA
Molecule: messenger RNA, 1542 nt
Organism: Meloidogyne enterolobii
Lineage: Eukaryota; Metazoa; Nematoda; Chromadorea; Rhabditida; Meloidogynidae
Source: the annotation of a GenBank genome assembly